This is a messenger RNA of Miniopterus natalensis, 10774 nucleotides long. It is a transcript of the gene NOTCH2, whose product is annotated as notch receptor 2. Gene Ontology annotation, molecular function: calcium ion binding; protein binding; signaling receptor activity. Gene Ontology annotation, cellular component: signaling receptor complex; cell surface; plasma membrane. Gene Ontology annotation, biological process: apoptotic process; regulation of DNA-templated transcription; cellular response to tumor cell. Lineage: Eukaryota; Metazoa; Chordata; Mammalia; Chiroptera; Miniopteridae. The record is from RefSeq and is a predicted model, not a curated record.
GAGGCGGAAGGACACACGAGGCCGCUUCGCUGCACAGCCGAGAAAGUUGCAGCCAAACUUCGGGCGGCGGCCGAGGCGGCGGCCCGGGAACGGUCGACUCGGGGUUCAGGGAGUGGAGGCACUGAGCCUGAGUUUCGGGGCGCAGCGCGGGGCUGUGAGCCGCGGAAGCAGGAAGAGGGAGGAGAAAGUGGGGGCUCCUCUGUCGGGGACCCCCUCCCCAUGUGGAUCUGCCCCGGCGGCGGCGGCGGCGGCGGAGGAGACCGAGAAGAUGCCCGCCCUGCGCCCGGCUCCGCUGUGGGUGCUGCUGGCGCUCUGGCUGUGCCGCGCGGCCCUCGCGCGUGCGUUGCAGUGUCGGGAUCGCCACGAGCCCUGUGUCAAUGAAGGAGUAUGUGUUACCUACCACAAUGGCACAGGAUAUUGCAAAUGUCCAGAGGGCUUCUUGGGAGAAUAUUGUCAAGAUCGAGACCCCUGUGGGAAGAACCGCUGCCAGAAUGGUGGGACGUGUGUGGCCCAGGCCAUGCUGGGAAAAGCCACGUGCCAGUGUGCCCCGGGCUUCGCGGGCGAGGACUGCCAGCACUCAACCACUCACCCCUGCUAUGCAUCUCUCUCUUGUCUGAAUGGAGGCACCUGCCACGUGCUCAGCCAGAGUGACUACGAGUGCGCCUGCCAAGUUGGUUUUACAGGUAAGACGUGCCAGUGGACUGACGCCUGCCUGUCUCAGCCCUGUGCAAACGGAAGCACCUGCACCACCGUGGCCAACCAGUUCUCCUGCAAAUGCCCGGCAGGCUUCACUGGGCAGAAAUGUGAGACCGAUAUCAACGAAUGUGACAUUCCAGGGCAGUGCCAGCAUGGUGGCACCUGCCUCAACCUACCCGGUUCCUAUCAGUGCCAGUGCCCCCAGGGCUUCACAGGCCAGCACUGUGACAGCGCCUACGUGCCCUGCGCCCCCUCGCCCUGCGUCAAUGGAGGCACCUGCCGGCAGACCAGCGACUUCACUUUUGAGUGCAACUGCCUUCCAGGUUUUGAAGGUAGCACCUGUGAGCGGAAUAUUGACGACUGCCCUAACCACAGGUGUCAGAAUGGAGGGGUUUGUGUGGACGGCGUCAACACCUACAAUUGCCGCUGCCCCCCUCAGUGGACAGGACAGUUCUGCACGGAGGAUGUAGACGAGUGCCUGCUGCAGCCCAACGCCUGUCAGAAUGGAGGCACCUGCACCAACCGCAACGGGGGCUACGGCUGCGUGUGUGUCAACGGCUGGAGCGGAGACGACUGCAGCGAGAACAUCGACGACUGCGCCUUCGCCUCCUGCACGCCGGGCUCCACCUGCAUUGACCGGGUGGCUUCCUUCUCCUGCAUGUGCCCAGAAGGAAAGACAGGUCUCUUGUGUCAUCUGGAUGAUGCAUGCAUCAGCAAUCCGUGCCACAAGGGGGCGCUGUGUGACACCAACCCCCUGAACGGCCAGUAUAUUUGCACCUGCCCACAAGGCUACAAAGGGGCCGACUGCACAGAAGACGUGGAUGAGUGCACCAUGGCCAAUAGCAAUCCCUGCGAGCAUGCAGGAAAAUGUGUGAACACGGACGGUGCCUUCCACUGUGAGUGUCUGAAGGGCUAUGCAGGGCCUCGCUGCGAGAUGGACAUCAACGAGUGCCACUCGGACCCCUGCCAGAACGACGCCACCUGUCUGGAUAAGAUUGGAGGGUUCACUUGUCUGUGCAUGCCAGGUUUCAAAGGUGUGCAUUGUGAGCUGGAGAUAAACGAAUGUCAGAGCAACCCUUGUGUGAACAAUGGGCAGUGUGUGGACAAAGUCAACCGCUUCCAGUGCGUGUGUCAGCCUGGUUUCACUGGGCCGGUUUGCCAGAUUGACAUUGAUGACUGUUCCAGUACUCCCUGUCUGAAUGGGGCCAAGUGUAUCGAUCACCCGAAUGGCUACGAAUGCCAGUGCGCCACAGGGUUCACUGGCGUGUUGUGUGAAGAGAACAUCGACAACUGUGACCCGGAUCCCUGCCACCACGGCCAGUGCCAGGACGGGAUCGACUCCUACACCUGCAUCUGCAACCCAGGCUACAUGGGCGCCAUCUGCAGCGACCAGAUCGAUGAGUGUUACAGCAGCCCCUGCCUGAACGAGGGCCGCUGCAUCGACCUGGUGAACGGCUACCAGUGCAACUGCCAGCCGGGCACGUCGGGUGUUAAUUGUGAAAUCAAUUUUGAUGACUGUGCAAGUAACCCGUGUGUCCACGGAGUCUGUAUGGAUGGAGUUAACCGCUACAGCUGUGUCUGCUCCCCAGGGUUCACAGGGCCCAGGUGCAACGUUGACAUUGACGAGUGUGCCUCCAACCCCUGCCGCAAGGGCGCCACGUGCGUCAACGACGUGAACGGCUUCCGCUGCCUGUGCCCCGAGGGGCCCCACCACCCCAGCUGCUUCUCGCGGGCCAACGAGUGUCUGAGCAGCCCCUGCGUGCACGGGAACUGCACCGGCGGCCUGGGCGGGUACAAGUGCCUCUGUGAUGCAGGCUGGGUUGGCGUCAACUGUGAAGUGGACAGAAACGAAUGCCUUUCUAAUCCAUGCCAGAAUGGAGGGACUUGUGACAACCUGGUGAAUGGAUACCGGUGUACUUGCAAGAAGGGCUUUAAAGGCUAUAACUGUCAGGUGAAUAUCAACGAGUGUGCCUCGAAUCCGUGCCUGAACCAGGGGACCUGCUUUGAUGACAUAAGUGGCUACACUUGCCGCUGUGUGCUGCCGUAUACGGGCAAGAACUGUCAGACUGUACUGGCUCCCUGUUCCCCAAACCCUUGUGAGAACGCUGCUGUUUGCAAAGAGGCACCCAAUUUCGAGAGUUACACCUGCCUGUGUGCUCCUGGCUGGCAAGGUCAGCGAUGUACAGUUGACAUUGACGAGUGUGUCUCCAAGCCCUGCAUGAACCAUGGUCUCUGCCACAACACCCAGGGCAGCUACAUGUGCGAGUGCCCUCCAGGCUUCAGUGGUAUGGACUGCGAGGAGGACAUUGAUGACUGCCUGGCCAAUCCCUGCCAGAACGGAGGCUCCUGCGUGGAUGGCGUGAAUACUUUCUCCUGCCUGUGCCUUCCGGGCUUCACCGGCGAUAAGUGUCAGAUGGACAUGAAUGAGUGUCUGAGCGAGCCCUGUAAGAAUGGAGGGACCUGCUCCGACUACGUCAACAGCUACACCUGCAAGUGCCCGGCGGGAUUUGAAGGAGUCCACUGCGAGAACAACAUCGACGAGUGCACCGAGAGCUCCUGUUUCAACGGCGGCACGUGCGUCGAUGGGACUAACUCCUUCUCUUGCUUGUGUCCUGUGGGCUUCACUGGCCCGUUCUGCCUCCAUGAGAUCAACGAAUGUAACUCUCACCCGUGCCUGAAUGAAGGAACAUGUGUUGACGGCCUGGGUACCUACCGCUGCACCUGCCCCUUGGGCUACACUGGGAAAAACUGUCAGACCCUGGUCAACCUCUGCAGUCGGUCUCCUUGUAAAAACAAAGGCACCUGCGUUCAGGAAAAAGCCGAGUCCUGGUGCCUGUGUCCGUCUGGGUGGGCAGGUGCCUACUGUGACGUGCCCAAUGUGUCCUGUGAGGUGGCAGCCACCCGAAGAGGGUUGCCCGUUGACCGCCUGUGCCAGCACUCGGGUGUCUGCAUCAACGCUGGCAACUCACAUCACUGCCAGUGCCCCCUGGGCUACACCGGGAGCUACUGCGAGGAGCAGCUCGACGAGUGCUCGUCCAACCCCUGCCAGCACGGGGCCACCUGCAGUGACUUCAUCGGUGGAUACAGGUGUGAGUGUGUCCCAGGAUACCAGGGUGUCAACUGUGAGUACGAAGUGGAUGAGUGCCAGAACCAGCCGUGCCAGAACGGAGGCACCUGCAUUGACCUGGUGAACCACUUCAAGUGCUCCUGCCCACCGGGCACCCGGGGCCUGCUCUGUGAAGAGAACAUUGACGACUGUGCCAGGGGACCCCACUGCCUCAAUGGUGGUCAGUGUGUGGAUAAGAUCGGCGGCUACAGCUGUCGCUGCCUGCCGGGCUUUGCGGGAGAGCGGUGCGAGGGGGACAUCAACGAGUGCCUGUCCAGCCCCUGCAGCCCGGAGGGCAGCCUGGACUGCAUACAGCUCACCAACGACUACCAGUGCGUGUGCCGCAGCGCCUUCACCGGUCGUCACUGUGAAACUUUCGUCGAUGUGUGUCCCCAGAUGCCUUGCUUAAAUGGAGGGACUUGUGCUGUGGCCAGCAACAUGCCGGAUGGCUUCAUUUGUCGUUGUCCCCCGGGUUUCUCUGGGGCGAGAUGCCAGAGCAGCUGCGGACAAGUGAAAUGUAGGCGAGGGGAGCAGUGUGUCCACACGGCCUCGGGACCCCGCUGCUUCUGCCCCAACCCCCAGGACUGCGAAUUGGGCUGUGCCAGCAGCCCCUGCCAGCACGGGGGAAGCUGCUUCCCGCAGCGCCAGCCCCCGUAUUACUCCUGCCAGUGCUUGCCGCCGUUCUGGGGCAGCCACUGCGAACUCCACGUAGCCCCCACCAGCACCCCUCCUGCCACCUGUCACAGCCAGUACUGUGCCGACAAAGCUCGGGAUGGCAUCUGCGAUGAGGCCUGCAACAGCCACGCCUGCCAGUGGGACGGGGGUGACUGUUCCCUCACCAUGGAGAACCCCUGGGCCAACUGUUCCUCCCCACUUCCCUGCUGGGAUUACAUCAACAACCAGUGCGACGAGCUGUGCAACACGGCCGAGUGCCUGUUCGACAACUUCGAGUGCCAGGGGAACAGCAAGACGUGCAAGUAUGACAAGUACUGCGCAGACCACUUCAGAGAUGACCACUGUGACCAGGGCUGCAACAGCGAGGAGUGCGGCUGGGACGGGCUGGACUGUGCUGCCGACCAGCCAGAGAACCUGGCGGAGGGCACCCUGGUGAUUGUGGUGCUGAUGCCCCCUGAACAGCUGCUUCAGGACGCACGCAGCUUCCUGCGGGCGCUGGGCACCCUGCUGCACACCAACCUGCGCAUCAAGCGGGACUCUCAGGGGGCCCUCAUGGUCUACCCCUACUACGGCGAGAAGUCAGCUGCCAUGCGGAAGCAGAGGAUGGCACGCAGGUCCCUUCCUGACGAUCAAGAGCAGGAGGUGGCUGGCUCUAAGGCCUUUCUGGAAAUUGACAACCGCCAGUGUGUCCAAGACUCAGACCAGUGCUUCAAGAACACGGACGCAGCCGCGGCUCUCCUGGCUUCUCACGCCAUCCAGGGCACCCUGUCCUACCCCCUGGUCUCUGUCGUCAGUGAGUCCCUGAUUCCCAAGCCCACCCAGCUUCUCUAUCUGCUGGCCAUCGCCGUUGUCAUCAUCCUGCUCCUGCUGCUGCUGGUGGUCAUCAUGGCGAAACGAAAGCGCAAGCACGGCUCCCUCUGGCUGCCCGAAGGUUUCACGCUGCGCCGGGACUCCAGCAACCACAAGCGCCGCGAGCCGGUGGGGCAGGAUGCCGUGGGGCUGAAGAACCUCUCAAUGCAAGUCUCAGAGGCUAACCUGAUAGGUUCUGGAACAAGUGAACACUGGGUCGAUGAUGAGGGGCCCCAGCCCAAGAAAGCCAAGGGCGAAGAUGAAGCUUUACUCUCAGAAGAAGACGACCCCAUCGACCGACGCCCGUGGACACAGCAGCACCUCGAAGCCGCGGACAUCCGAAGGACACCCUCACUGGCUCUCACGCCCCCGCAGGCCGAGCAGGAGGUGGAUGUGCUGGACGUGAACGUCCGGGGCCCAGAUGGGUGCACCCCGCUGAUGCUGGCUUCCCUCCGGGGAGGCAGCUCAGACAUGAGUGACGAAGAUGAAGAUGCAGAGGACUCGUCUGCCAACAUCAUCACAGACUUGGUGUACCAGGGGGCCAGCCUCCAGGCCCAGACAGACCGCACCGGGGAGAUGGCCCUGCACCUCGCAGCGCGCUACUCACGGGCGGACGCUGCCAAGCGCCUCCUGGACGCGGGCGCAGACGCCAAUGCCCAGGACAACAUGGGCCGCUGCCCUCUCCACGCCGCCGUGGCAGCUGACGCCCAAGGCGUUUUCCAGAUUCUAAUCCGCAACCGAGUGACUGAUCUAGAUGCCAGGAUGAAUGAUGGUACCACACCCCUGAUCCUGGCUGCUCGCCUGGCUGUGGAGGGGAUGGUGGCAGAGCUGAUCAACUGCCAAGCAGACGUGAAUGCGGUAGAUGACCAUGGAAAAUCUGCCCUUCACUGGGCAGCUGCUGUCAACAAUGUGGAGGCGACACUUUUGCUGUUGAAGAACGGAGCCAACCGAGACAUGCAGGACAACAAGGAAGAGACGCCUCUGUUUCUUGCUGCCCGGGAGGGGAGCUAUGAAGCAGCCAAGAUCCUGUUAGACCAUUUUGCCAACCGGGACAUCACAGACCACAUGGACCGCCUGCCCCGGGAUGUGGCCCGGGAGCGCAUGCACCAUGACAUCGUGCGCCUGCUGGACGAGUACAAUGUGACCCCCAGCCCCCCGGGCGCCGUGCUCACGUCUGCCCUCUCCCCCGUCAUCUGCGGGCCCAACAGGUCUUUCCUCAGCCUCAAACACACCCCCAUGGGCAAGAAGCCCAGGCGGCCCCAUAGCAAGAGCACCAUGCCCACCAGCCUCCCUAACCUUGCCAAGGAGGCCAAGGAGGCCAAGGGGGGUAGGAGGAAGAAGUCGCUGAGUGACAAGGGCCAGCUGUCCGAGAGCUCAGUGACUCUGUCCCCCGUCGACUCCCUGGAGUCUCCUCACACGUAUGUGUCUGAUACCACGUCCUCCCCAAUGAUCACAUCCCCUGGCCUCUUACAGGCCUCCCCCAACCCCAUGCUGGCCGCGGCCGCGCCCCCCGCCCCAGUGCACGCGCAGCAUGCACUGUCUUUCUCUAACCUGCAUGAGGUGCAGCCUCUGGCUCACGGAGCCAGCACUGUGCUUCCCUCGGUGAGCCAGCUGCUGUCCCACCACCACAUGGUCCCCCCGGGCAGCGGCGGGGCGGGAAGCCUGGGUAGGCUGCAUCCAGUCACUGUCCCCGCAGACUGGAUGAACCGCAUGGAGAUGAAUGAGAGCCAGUACAAUGAGAUGUUUGGUAUGGUACUGGCACCCGCUGAGGGCACCCCUCCUGGCAUAGCUCCUCAGAGCAGGCCGCCGGAAGGGAAGCAUAUGACCGCCCCCCGGGAGCCCUUGCCCCCCAUUGUGACUUUCCAGCUAAUCCCCAAAGGUGGCAUUGCCCAACCAGCCGGGGCAUCCCAGCCUCAGUCCAACUGCCCUCCCCCUGUGGCAGGCCCCCUGCCUUCCAUGUACCAGAUUCCAGAGAUGGCUCGUUUGCCCAGUAUGGCUUUCCCCACUGCCAUGAUGCCCCAGCAGGAUGGGCAGGUGGCUCAGACCAUCCUCCCUACCUAUCAUCCCUUCCCAGCCUCUGUGGGCAAGUACCCCACACCCCCUUCCCAGCACAGCUAUGCUUCCUCGAAUGCUGCCGAGCGAACGCCCAGCCACAGUGGCCACCUGCAGGGCGAGCAUCCCUACCUGACACCGUCCCCGGAGUCUCCUGACCAGUGGUCGAGUUCAUCACCCCACUCUGCUUCUGACUGGUCAGAUGUGACCACCAGCCCCACUCCCGGGGGUGCUGGAGGAGGUCAGCGGGGACCUGGGACACACAUGACCGAGCCGUCACGCAGCAACAUGCAGGUUUACGCGUGAAAGAGUCUGCCUCCGGUGUCGGGACAGAACUGCCUAUUGUAAAUGCUGCUGAGGACAAAUGAAGGUCAUCCGGGAGAGAAAUGAAGAAGUCUCUGGAACCAGCUUCUGGAGGCAGAAGAGAGGAGAUGCUCUUAGCUUUUCCGAUAAUGCAGUGGAAGCAGUUCCAUCAGCUUCAGCGAGUGUUUGCAGGGCUCUGGGCGGGUGACAAGCCUCCUUCCGGUCUCUCGCCCAUCAAGCCACCUUUGUGGACAUGCAAGAUAAAUACAAGACUUGGAACCAUGUUUACUCUUUCAUUUGGAGAAUAGGACGGAUGCCUGUUGUAGCUCAGACAUUCUUGCAGCUCGGACUGCAUUUUGCAUCCUGGAGGCUCCUGCCAGAUCCAUGAGAAGAUGCUACAGUAGAGACCUACCUGGGAACUGUGCCCUGGAAUUCUAGCCGAACUGACCUGUCUCGUCUUCUCAGCUUUGGAAAUCCUUUGGACCUCAUUUGGUGCUUUGGGUUUUGCACCUGUCUGGCUGUAGCCCCACCAGCAAGGCACAGGGCCCGUCCUUUGUGCCUUUGCUCUUUCCUGCUCCAAAACGUGACUCCGCCUCCUUUCCCCUCCCGCCUUCCAGCACCCCUGGGAUUCUCACAGGGCUUCCUUUGGUUAUGGUUCUCAGCAUAAACCUUUCUGUGUUUCUUUAGAAAGUGGACAUGCCGCAGUCUCCUACGUAAUGGCAUUCCUAGAAGAAGAGCAAAACAUUUUUCUUUAAACCCAAUUUGGGGAGAGGAGAGCCCUUCAAGAGGCUGCACCGAGUCUCGGGCCUGCGUGCGGGGCUUUGUGUGAACCUCACAGGAACAAAGAUGAGAAUCCGUUUUCCAUUUGUGGGCCUGGGCAGUGUGAAGUUUUAUCCUUGGCAGUAUGGGUACUGUGACCCCCUUUAAAAAAAAACACACAAAGAUUUGGAAUGUUGGAAUGACCAGGAGAUUAACUAACUGAUGCAAGAAGAGUCCCCGUUGGCCGGUCCCUCCCCUUCCUGCCAAGCAGUGACUCCCAGGUCUCAGAGCCCCCGGGUGCGGCCCUCACCCAGCCGGUGACGCUGGUCUGUGUGUUGAGCCUUCCUCCCGUCAGUCCUCACAGAAGACAAAGUCUCCUGUGACUUUCCCUCACUCCUAGAAUGGAACUGUCCCCUGGCUCGAGGGAGCCCGUGAGGGUCGGCUUCCCUUCGUCACGCUCCCAGCCUCCACUUCCCCACCCUGUUCCUGGCCGCAGGCCUGUCGCCGGUCUUCCCCCCACACGGCGUGGGUUGGGUUACUGGUGCCCCCAGUAGGUUCUCACCGAACACAAGGAUUUUCAAGUGCAGGAAAUGGAACGCUGGCCUUGUUUUCUAGGGUUGAAGCCAGUCCUGUAAGAGGGCUGGAAAGGGAGGAACUGUGAGGCGGCCUUUGCUGCUUUUUGCUACCAUUUCCCUUCCUUUGAAAGCAGUCAUGACAUCUCCCUUUGGGUAACUAACAAGACACUUAACCAGGGAUGCUUUUCCUUGCUAGGGUCACCGUCUAGAUGAUAAUGGGCAGUUACAGACCCACUGGCCUUGCCGCCCUCCUGUUCAGUGUGGAAUUGCAUCUCACCUAAGUCUGCUCUUUGUACUUUUGGUCUUGGCAACUUCCAUGACCCUCUGUCAAGGGCAGAAGUGUUCUAGGUAACACUAGAAACAGGAAGACAAUCGCUUGUUUCCCCUUUCUCCCUGAGUCAGCAAAUAGUUGGUCCUGUGGCCACUGUCGCAUCUGCCUGGUGCUAUGAGGCGACACCUGGAAGAUCAGUUCUCCUGGAGCAGUUGGUAGAUACUAAUAGCUGAAGUGCCUUCUGCGCUGUGGUUUGAGUAAUAGUCUUCAUUCCUGCCUUGGCUGACAGUGUUCCUCAGUGCUCCCCACAGGCCGCAUCUGUCUGUGCCCCGUACAGAGAAGCCCCGUGUGUCCGUUAGUGUGACAGUCUACAAAUGACAUGCUUCAGUCCUGCCCAAGUCCAUGAGCCAACAAAGAUAAUUCAUUCUGCUCUAAUACAUGCAGGUGGUUUGUUCAUUCUGUAUGUUUUCUCUCGCGGCAACUCCAGCAGCCCCCUUCGCAGUGUGUAACGCCUUAUCAUUCCCAAUGCCGCCUCUGUCCUUGGACCCAUCUGGUAACUCACAGAUGGGAGAACCCUUAUGACUGAGUCACUGUGGACCCCACCACGCCCGCCCUGCUCUGCCAUCCUGUGCCAGCCCCUCUUAUCGAAAGGAUCAGCUCUGACCCAGCAGCUUGACUAUUUCAUCACCUCCCCGCUCUCCACGCACUGUGUAGGCCCCACCCGCUGUUUCUCCUUGGAAUCCUUUGGGUUUCGGGGAGGGACUGUGAAAGCUGCCGUCACAGACAACAGGCCUCAGCGAUACGGAGGAAGAUACUGCCGUUCAAGACCUUGUCAGGCCCUUAGAUUUUAAAGACCCUUGAGUUGUACCAAAUCUAAUACCAGAGAAGGUAAGGUGGAGGCUCACUUUCUCAUUUGGUUCUGAAUGGCAGACGAACUUUUAAGGGGACACAGCUUUUAUGCCAUGUAUGGGUCAGCCCCCCAUUUUUGGUUUAUUUUUAUAAAUUCUUCCAUCAUCCUCUGGGGAUAGAUUUUUUUAUGUAUUUGUUUAUUUCUUCUGUUUUGUGUUAAGCAUCCUUUUCUGACUUAAAUGAUGGUGAGGGAGGUAGAGGUUUGAGGGCAAGAGAGGCUGGGAGUUGAAAGAUUUUAAUGUAAGCCAUCCGCUGUGAUGCUCGAGUUCCUUAUGUCACCUUACGAUUAAAUGUGCUAGUUCGUCCUGGUACAGAGAAGAACCAAAGGUGGAAUGUGUUGUCGGCAGGUGGUUUGGGGACUUGGCCUCAUCCAUACAUUGAACGCAUGAUGGCCUUUUGAUAAGACGCGUCCUAUGCCCCGAGGUUCCCACCCCAACUCUCUGGUACCCCGGCCCCUUCCUUGUGUACAUUUCUCUUAAGAGUGAUAUUAUAUCUGUUUGUAUGAGAAGAACAAUAACCAAUAAAAUGACUGCAUAUUCCUAACUAUAUAUAGUAAGGAAAAUGCACACUUUGUUUUUA